Fonticula alba is the source of this 2137-nucleotide messenger RNA. Its product is annotated as elongator complex protein 3. NCBI's taxonomy places the organism in Eukaryota, Rotosphaerida, Fonticulaceae. Gene Ontology annotation, biological process: tRNA wobble base 5-methoxycarbonylmethyl-2-thiouridinylation. Bases 41 to 2065 code for a protein of 674 amino acids. Gene Ontology annotation, cellular component: cytoplasm; nucleus; elongator holoenzyme complex. The transcript has 6 exons. Gene Ontology annotation, molecular function: catalytic activity; iron-sulfur cluster binding. The record is from RefSeq and is a predicted model, not a curated record.
CCCCCCUCCCGGCUCUCCCUCUUAGUCUCGCCCAACGGACAUGGUCGACGCCAUCCCCGCGCCGUCGGUUGCGCCCCUGCAUGCGGGCUCGGCGUCGGUGCGCUCGCGACGCCGGGCGGCCGCGCGCGCCGCCCGCGCGGCCUCCGGCGCCGCCGGGGCCAAUGCCGCCGCCGAUCAAAUCACCUCCGAGCGACUGGCCACCGCCUGUGACACCAUCAUCCGGGAGAUGAUCGCAUCCGUCGAGGCCGGUCGGAAUGUCAACCUCAAUGCCUUGAAGUCUCGCGUCUCCCGCGACAUGGGCCUCGCCUCGCAGCCGAAGUUGGUGGACCUGAUUGCGGCCAUCCCGGCCGCGCACCGGGCGGCCCUCCUACCGCGCCUGCGUGCGAAGCCCAUCCGCUCGGCAUCCGGCGUCGCCGUCGUGGCCGUCAUGUGCAAGCCCCACCGCUGCCCCCACAUCGCCCUCACCGGGCACAUUUGCGUCUACUGCCCCGGUGGCCCGGACUCCGACUUCGAGUACAGCACCCAAUCGUACACCGGCUACGAACCGACCAGCAUGCGCGCCAUCCGGGCACGCUACGAUCCCGGGGCCCAGGUGGCCGGUCGCGUGGCGCAACUUCGCGGCCUCGGGCACAAUGUCGACAAGGUGGAGUUUGUCCUCAUGGGCGGCACCUUCAUGUCCCUGCCGCUGGCCUACCGGAAUGCCUUCAUUCGAGACCUUCAUGAUGCCCUGACCGGGCGGUCUUCCAGCACCGUGCAAGAGGCCGUGGCCCUGGCCGAGCACAGCCGCGGGGCCAAGUGCGUCGGCUUGACGAUCGAGACUCGGCCGGACUACUGCCUCGGCGCGCACCUCGGCCAGAUGCUGACAUACGGCUGCACCCGGCUGGAGAUCGGCGUCCAGAGUGUCUACGAGGACGUGGCCCGGGACACCAAUCGCGGCCACACGGUCCAGGCCGUGUGCGAGUCCUUCGAGAUGUCCAAGAAUGCCGGCUUCAAGGUGGUGGCCCAUAUGAUGCCCGACCUGCCGAACGUCGGCUGGGAGCGCGACUACGAACAGUUUGUGGAGUUCUUCUCCAACCCUGCCUUCCGGCCGGAUGGUCUGAAGCUCUACCCGACGCUGGUCAUCCGUGGCACCGGGCUGUAUGAGCUCUGGCGCACUGGGCGCUAUAAGAACUACCCGCCCGAUGUGCUGGUCGACCUGACCGCUCGGAUUCUGUCUCUCGUCCCGCCUUGGACCCGUGUAUACCGUGUUCAGCGUGACAUUCCCAUGCCCCUGGUGUCCUCCGGUGUGGAGCACGGCAACCUCCGCGAGUUGGCUCUGGCCCGAGUGCGCGAGCUCGGCCUGGCCUGCCGCGAUGUGCGCACCCGUGAAAUCGGCAUUGCCACCAUCCGGGACUCGGUUAACCGCAUUCGUGGCCAGGCUCCGAUCCCGAGCGAGGCCGACCGCGCGGCGGCCCUUGACCAGGCCGCCGCCCGUGCCGAGGCCCGGCCUGUGUGCGAGCUCAUCCGGCGUGACUACACCGCCAACGGCGGAUGGGAGACCUUCCUCUCGUACGAGGAGACCGAGCGCGAUGUCCUGGUUGGCCUCCUGCGCCUGCGCAAGUGUGGCCCCUCGACAACCGGCCCGGAGCUCACCCUGCCGGAGGGCGGCUACAGUUCCGCGCACGAUCUCGAACAUGGUGCCGCCUGGGGCGGUGUGUCCAUCGUCCGAGAGCUCCAUGUGUACGGCGAUGCUGUGGCCGUUCACGACCACGGGGCUGGGCGUUCCAAUGCCGGCGUUUCACCGGACGAGGCCGUGUCGGCCGGUGCGCCUCAACAACACCGCGGUUUUGGAGCCAUGCUGCUGGCGGAGGCGGAGCGCAUCGCUCGCGAUGAGCACCGCGCCCGCAAGCUGGCCAUCAUUGCCGGCAUCGGGACCCGGCACUACUACCGGCGCCUGGGCUACGAGCUCGAUGGGCCCUACAUGAGCAAGUGGCUGGCCCCGCCGGCCGAGCUGGCUGGCCCGACUGACUUGCUUCCCGAGGGCGACUCCCUUCGUGAGGAGGAUUUCCUUGUAGAUGCCCUUUGAGUGUGCAAACACCGUGAGCACGAGGGGCUUGAAGGAAAUCCCGAAAAAUAGACCACCGAAGCAUAGGCAAGA